This is a messenger RNA of Candida albicans SC5314, 1545 nucleotides long. RefSeq names its product putative divalent metal ion transporter (gene SMF3). The record is from RefSeq and is a predicted model, not a curated record. NCBI's taxonomy places the organism in Eukaryota, Fungi, Ascomycota, Pichiomycetes, Serinales, Debaryomycetaceae. Gene Ontology annotation, molecular function: cadmium ion transmembrane transporter activity; manganese ion transmembrane transporter activity. The transcript has a single exon. Bases 1 to 1545 code for a protein of 514 amino acids. Gene Ontology annotation, biological process: intracellular manganese ion homeostasis; iron ion transport. Gene Ontology annotation, cellular component: plasma membrane.
AUGAAUCAACAACAACAACAACCACUACUAAAACGAGUUGCUCAUUCUGUGAAAAAAUAUGCCACGUUUAUAGGCCCAGGUUUAGUGGUCAGUGUGAGUUAUAUGGAUCCAGGAAACUAUCUGACAUCAGUAUCAUCAGGAUCGAUGUACCAAUAUAAAUUAUGUUUCAUUAUUUUCAUGGCCAAUUUGUUUGCUAUCAUUUUGCAAGCCUUGUGUGUCAAAUUGGGGACCAUCACAGGUUUAGAUUUAGCAGAAAUGUGCCGAUUACAUUUAAACCCAAAGUUGAACCUUUUCAUGUAUUUCUGUGCUGAAAUCGCCAUUAUAGCCACCGAUUUGGCCGAGGUUGUUGGAACCGCGAUUUCGUUGGAGAUUUUAUUUGGGAUUCCUUUAUUAUAUGGGGUUGUAAUUACCGUUUUGGAUGUUUUAAUUAUUUUAAUGGCAUAUCACAAGGAUGGAAGCAUGAAACAGACCAAAUUCUUUGAAAUAUUGGUAUCAAUAUUGGUGGCUGCCACGUGUGUUUGCUUUAUUUUAGAACUUUUUAAAUGUAACUUUGAGCCGGGAUCUGGCUGGAAAAUAUUUAAAGGAUUUUUACCGGUCAAUAAAGAAAUAUUCAAGGAGUCGAUGGCGUUGUUUUUGAGUUGUGCGAUUGUUGGUCUGACAGUCAUGCCUCAUUCCUUGUUUUUAGGCUCCGCAUUGGUUCAACCAAGAUUGAAGGAAUAUGAUGAGACACAUGGCACCAAAGCAAAUGUUUUGCCCGUUGAAAAUGAAGACACCACGAGAUUGGUGCCACCUCAUCAACCAGUAGAAGGGUCGAGAUUACGCAGAAUCUCCGAUGGGUCAUUAUUGACAAACAAGUAUAAACCCUCGUAUGCAGCAAUCAAGUAUUGUUUGAAUUACUCGUAUGUUGAAUUGGUUCUGUCGUUGUUUAUUGUUGCUGUGUUUGUGAACUCGGCAAUUUUGAUUGUUGCCGGGUCUACUUUGUAUGGCAAACCAGAUGCAGCCGAUGCCGACUUGUUGUCAAUUUAUGAAAUGUUGUCCUAUUAUAUCUCACCCGCUGCUGGGUUGGUUUUUGCAUUGUCAAUGUUGUUUUCGGGACAAAGUGCUGGUAUUGUAUGCACUAUGGCAGGGCAAAUUAUCAGUGAAGGGUUUAUCAAUUGGACAUUAGAACCUUGGAAGAGAAGAAUCAUAACCAGAGUAUUGGCAAUUGUUCCAGUUAUAGUGGUUGUUGGAAUCUUGGGUAGAGAGGGUGUUUCAAAAGUAAUGAACUCUUCCCAAGUUGUAUUGAGUUUCAUUUUACCAAUUGUCAGUGCACCAUUAAUUUAUUUCACUUCCAAAAAAGAAUUCAUGACGGUGAUAGAUACAUCUCUGACAGACGAGUCUACCCCACUUUUAGAAGAAAAUGAUCUUGAUGAACAAAUUCCAGUGAAAAAAAUCAGUUUUGAAAACGGUAGUCUACUUCGUAAUGCUAGUAUUCUCACCUGGGUUAUCAUUACAGGUUUGAAUGUCUAUUUAAUUAUUGCAUUUGCCAAUGGGGCUGAUAUUUAA